Messenger RNA from Aspergillus ochraceoroseus IBT 24754, 579 nucleotides. It is a transcript of the gene cdc42, whose product is annotated as Rho family GTPase CDC42. Gene Ontology annotation, biological process: small GTPase-mediated signal transduction. The record is from RefSeq and is a predicted model, not a curated record. Lineage: Eukaryota; Fungi; Ascomycota; Eurotiomycetes; Eurotiales; Aspergillaceae. Gene Ontology annotation, molecular function: GTP binding; GTPase activity. The transcript has 4 exons. Bases 1 to 579 code for a protein of 192 amino acids.
AUGGUUGUGGCAACUAUCAAGUGUGUCGUUGUCGGUGACGGUGCCGUUGGCAAAACCUGCCUCCUGAUCUCAUACACAACAAACAAGUUCCCUUCAGAAUAUGUGCCAACUGUGUUUGAUAAUUAUGCUGUGACAGUCAUGAUCGGAGAUGAGCCUUACACUCUAGGUCUAUUCGAUACCGCCGGUCAAGAGGAUUACGAUCGCCUCCGCCCUCUCUCAUAUCCCCAGACCGACGUCUUCCUGGUCUGCUUUUCCGUGACAUCUCCCGCUUCUUUUGAGAACGUGCGCGAGAAGUGGUUCCCUGAGGUCCACCACCACUGCCCCGGAGUUCCUUGCCUGAUCGUCGGAACGCAAACCGAUCUUCGUGAUGACCCCGCUGUUCGCGAGAAACUUUCUCGCCAGAAGAUGCAGCCGAUCCGCAAAGAAGAUGGCGAUCGCAUGGCUAAGGAUUUGGGUGCCGUCAAAUAUGUAGAAUGUUCCGCGUUGACCCAGUACAAACUCAAGGACGUAUUCGAUGAGGCGAUCGUCGCUGCGCUUGAGCCUGCCCCUAAAAAGAGGUCGAGGUGUGUUUUGCUGUAA